Clarias gariepinus (North African catfish) is the source of this 1237-nucleotide messenger RNA. Its product is annotated as keratin, type I cytoskeletal 18-A-like. Gene Ontology annotation, biological process: regulation of transcription by RNA polymerase II. The record is from RefSeq and is a predicted model, not a curated record. Gene Ontology annotation, molecular function: RNA polymerase II cis-regulatory region sequence-specific DNA binding; DNA-binding transcription factor activity, RNA polymerase II-specific. Lineage: Eukaryota; Metazoa; Chordata; Actinopteri; Siluriformes; Clariidae. The transcript is spliced from 11 exons. Bases 8 to 1237 code for a protein of 409 amino acids.
UGUGAACAUGGUGUUUUGUGCUGUUAAACGAGGAGAUGCACAGAAAACACAGGAGCCCGGGGACACUGUUGACGACCCACUGUGUGAUCUGGCCACAGAACCGGCUCCGGUCCAGCCCACGACAGUUCCCCAGGACUCAUUGAAGGAUUCUGUUUCUAUGGGGGCAAAGAUGAUUCAGGAGCUGGAGGACCGAGUGAGAGAGCUCGAGGAGCUGCUCAGUGAGUCCCACAGGAACUCUGAAAUAAAAAGCAAGAGGUUUGAUGAGGAAUGCGAGGCGUACAGUAAACUAAAGUCUGAGUAUAAUGACUUGAAGAAGACUGUGAUGCAGAACCAGGAGUUGCUAAAGGAGUUUGAGAGAGAGCGUAAGGCCCACAGCAACCUCCAGGUUGAGUAUGACAAGUUAAAGAUCAUUGCAAUGCACAAUGAGAAGCUGCUGCAGGAGUUUGAGAGAGAGCGUGAGGCCCACAGCAACCUCCAGGUCAAGUGUGAAAAAUUAAAGAUCACUGCAAUGCAUAAUGAGGAGCUGCUGCAGAGCUCUCUGGCAAAAGCUAAGCAGAAACACCAGAAGGCUAUGGUGUGCAUCGCUCAGCUAGAGGAUGAGAAGGAUGACCUGAUCAAGGAGGUUAAGGCCCUGCGUGAGACAGUGGAGGACCUGGGGAACCUGCUGUCCGAGACUAAUAAGGAUUAUGAUGAGCUAAUAGAGGAGUGUGAGAGAGAGCGCAAGGCUCACAGCAUCAUUCAGUCUCAGUAUGAAGAGUUAAAGAAGACUGUGAUAUGCAGCGAAGAGGUACUGAAGGACUCUCUGGCUAAAGCUGAACAAAAACAUCAGGAGGCACUGAAGUCAAUUGCUCAGCUGGAGAAUGAGAACACCAACGAGGUGGAGACCCUGCGCGAGACUGUAGAGGACUUGGGAAACCUCCUUUGUGAGACCAGCAGGGACUGUGAUAAGCUAACUGAGGAGUGUGAGAGAGAACGCACAGCUCACAGCAAACUUCUGUCCCAGCUUGACAAGUUGAAGCUCACUGUGAUGUGCAGAGAGGAGGUUCUGAAGAGUUCGCUGGCUCAGGCUGAACAAAAACACCAGGAGUACAUUUCUCUGCUCGAAGGUGAGAACGCCAGCCUGAUCAAAAAAGUGAAGACCCUGCGUGAGACCAUAGAGGAUUUGGGAAACCUCCUUUGUGAGUCCAACAGGAACUGUGAUGAGCUAAUGAGGCAAGUAAAAACUUUAACACAUUGA